Molecule: messenger RNA, 1510 nt
Organism: Cladocopium goreaui
Lineage: Eukaryota; Dinophyceae; Suessiales; Symbiodiniaceae
Source: the annotation of a GenBank genome assembly
AAAUCAUUCAAAGCCAUGGCCACUUCAGAUGCCAUGCCGAGGCGGCCCAGGCGUUUUCAUCGUGUCGUGCCUUGCUUGCUGCUGUGUGCAGCCUCGCUGGGGCAGCUAUUUUUUGAUGUGCUGCACCAGUUGAGCAUCGUGCUGGGCGUGGUCUGGUAUGGUCAGGGGCAGGUGGCCCAGAGGUUCAGCGGAACAGGUCAGCCGACUCGAGGGGAGCCGGAUGCAGAUGGCAAGGCGAAAGCAAGGAGGUUGACAUCCAACCUAAAGCAAGCGACAUCUGCCCAGAAGCUGAGGGAGAUUUUGGAUGAGGCUGUAGAUGACCACAUUUUCAACUUUUUCCAUGCAUCAGCUGCCUACACCCAGCUGGUCACCUUGAAGAGAAGGAAAGGCCUGCAACAAAGGGAGUGGGAUAGCCCAGUGCUUCUCAGGCUGCACGCCCGAGUUGAAGAUAUGGUGCUGGAAGAGCAAGUGGGCGCGCGCGAAACGGCCAAUAUUUUUUGGAGCAUUGCGCAGUUGUCUGGUCGACUUAGCAUUCCGACUCAGCUCCUGGCUGCAUUGGUCAAAUCUGUGCCUACCAAGGUGAAAGGCAUGGAUGAACAAAACCUUUCAAACACUUUGUGGGCCUGCGCCAAGCUCAAGGAGGUUGCGCCCGGGGUUUUGGAGGCAGUGCCGGCCAUUGUGGCCCAGAUCCCUAUCAUAGCAACAGACAUGGUUCAGCAAGCUUUGUCCAACUGUCUCUGGGCAGUGGGGCAGCUCAAGGAUGAAGCGCCGGAAGUACUGGAGGCGGUGCCGGCCAUUGUCAUGCAAAUACCCAAAAAAGCGCAGAAGAUGGUCCCACAAGACUUGUCUAACAACCUGUUGGCAUGUGCACAGCUCAACGAUGAUGUGCCCGAAGUGUCGGACAUGUUGCCCGCAAUUGUUGGGGAAAUCCCUGCAAAGCUCCAAGGCAUGAAACCCCAGGAAAUGUCCAACAGCUUGGAGGCCCUUGUCCUUCUUCGUGAUUCGGUCCCUGAAGUUGGUGGCGUGGAUGACAUCCUGAGUUCUGCGGCGGAACGUUUGAACACUUUACUUCCAAAACUCAGAGGAAAGGACCUCAGUUUCACAGUGCCGGUUGUAGUUUGGGCUUGUGCCAAAGCUGAAGUGUACCAUGGCGAGUUGUUGGGUGCGGUUGCCAGGUGCCUUGGCUCCCGUACCAAACUGUCAGCCUUGCCGGACUUCGGUGUAUGUGCUUUGUCCUGGUCGUAUCAAGUGCUUGACUCCGACGAUGACUUCGAGGACUUCAAGGCGCUGCUGAUGUCCGAAACGGAGAAGAGAGGAUUUAGUGAGGCAGAUGUUCAAAGCUGCCAGCAUGGGCGAUCAGGAUAGAACUAUCGAUAGCUGCCAGAUAUUCCCAGCAAAUCUCGCACUCUGUGGUUUCAGAUCCUUUUGCAUGAAUUGCCUGUGAUGUCAAUGUAUUUUGCUUGGUUCAUGGUUGAUUUUCUGGAAGUUCAUCACGAUUCUUUGGUUGCCC